Messenger RNA from Parastagonospora nodorum SN15, 384 nucleotides. RefSeq lists its product as hypothetical. The transcript has 2 exons. Gene Ontology annotation, cellular component: fungal-type vacuole membrane; vacuolar transporter chaperone complex. The coding region runs from base 1 to 384 and encodes 127 amino acids. Lineage: Eukaryota; Fungi; Ascomycota; Dothideomycetes; Pleosporales; Phaeosphaeriaceae. The record is from RefSeq and is a predicted model, not a curated record.
AUGUCUUCGCAACCUCUCCUCCAAACCGCCCCGGGCAAGCGCAUCGCCCUCCCUACGCGCGUCGAGCCCAAAGUCUUCUUCGCCAACGAGCGCACCUUUCUCUCAUGGCUCAACUUCACCGUCAUCCUCGGCGGACUAGCAAUCGGCCUCCUCAACUUCGGCGACGGCGUUGGCAAGAUCAGCGCCGGACUCUUCACGCUCGUUGCUAUGAUGGCCAUGAUCUACGCCCUCUUCACAUUCCACUGGCGCGCGAGGAGCAUCCGGAUGCGCGGACAGGGUGGAUUCGACGACCGCCUGGGUCCUACCAUUUUGACCAUUGCGCUCUUUGCCGCGGUCAUUGUCAACUUUGUGUUGAGGUUGACCAUGGGCAACGAGAAGAAAUAA